Cotesia glomerata is the source of this 5640-nucleotide messenger RNA. Its product is annotated as centrosomal protein of 152 kDa. The transcript has 6 exons. Gene Ontology annotation, biological process: centriole replication. The record is from RefSeq and is a predicted model, not a curated record. Gene Ontology annotation, cellular component: centrosome. Bases 408 to 4655 code for a protein of 1415 amino acids. NCBI's taxonomy places the organism in Eukaryota, Metazoa, Arthropoda, Insecta, Hymenoptera, Braconidae.
UAACAACAACCAACAUUACUAACACGCCGUUAUUCCACACUAUCUAUAUACCACUACUACCAAUACGGGAGAUAUAUACCUAUAGAUAAUGCUCAUUUGACUUUUCAAAGAUUGUUUACAAGCAAUCGUGAAUACGGAGCAUAAGCAUUACAAUAUAAAUAAUUAAUAUAAUUAAUAAACCUAGACUGGUUAGACUAAAGAGUAACCUAAAUAAUAAUAAAUAAUUAAAGUGUUGUGAGAUAAAAUGUAUUAAGCGUCUCUCUCGAUGAUCUGCUGGCGCUGGAUUGAUUGUAACGCUUAUAACGAUAGUCAUUUGGCAAGCCACUUGUUGCGUCUAGGUUAUGGUGUCAUAAACAAUUGUUAUGAUUCCAAAAAAAUUAAUAUUAAAUUAAUAAUUAGUAAUAAUAAUGCAAGAUCGUGGUGUUGGGAGCAUGGAAGCUCCUGGUAUGAGCCUUUUCCAGGGCUCCGAUAGCAUUAAAAUAAACUCCAUUGUACACAGGCAAGAGGAGGAUGAGGAACAGGAGGAUUUGAAGCGACGUGAUGAAGAGAUAAAAGAUCUGUUGACAAACGCCUUCGAAGAUUUGGACGAGGACGACGAAGUGAGCUCGGUAAACAGUAGCAAUUUUCACGAGUCCCGAGAUUUAGACCCAAAUAAUAGCAAUAGCUUGAUAAACAAUCGGUCAAAAAAUCAAAUAAAUAACGACAAGGCAGUUCCUACGCUGUCACAUUAUCAAAAAGAGUUUGGAAUGUACACCUCUGAUGGGAAAGCUAAGUAUGCUAUGAGUACGCCAUAUUAUUCUGGUAAAUCUAACUCCGAAAUGCAGUGUGAUUUUGACAUGUACGGACAGAUGGGAACGCCGCGUACUAGUAAUAGAGACAAUCAUUCCCUAAAUUCUAUACCAGAAAACUCGUUUGAGUUGCCAAGAGCACCGAGUCUCACUAGUCCAAUGACGUUUCCAAAUGAUUUGCGGGCGCAAAUCAAUGAUGGAUACACUUUUGUGGACAAUUAUCCGUCUAAUUAUGAAACUCCGUCGAAUCAUUUUGAUACACAGAACGCUAAAUACUCAAAUAAUGGAUACUUAGAGACUUAUGACAAUAAAAAUCCGUUAGAAAAUAUAAAAGAAGUUGGUAGUGGUGACCACGAUGAUAGUUCGGAUCACUACAACCACUGUUAUAAAACCAGCCCGAAUGGGCGACCUGCGAUCAGCAAUGAUACUAAUGCUUAUAAAACUGCUGAGUACAAUAGUAAAGAACAGUUGGAGGUACUUUACUCGGUAAGAGUGCGUGAAAUCGAACGACUGACUGAAGAAGUUCAACAACUCCAAUUAGAAAAAGAGGAAGAGAAGAAUCAACUAUCAAGGAAGCUAGCACUAGCUCAGUCUGAGAUUGAAAGAUCCAAUUUAUCAAGGAACCAAGCGCAAAAUGCGCUGAUUGACGCUAAAGCCGAAAUCGCUCAGCUUCAAGGGCAGAUUGAAACUUUUAAGGAAAAAAUAGCCGUGUUGGAGAAAACUAAUAAAAAUCUGAGUGAUGAAUUGAAGCAAGCAAAGAAUUCAGUUGUUGAUUUACAGCAGAAGAUAGCAGUCUUGGAAAGAGUACAAAGUUUACAAGCUAACGAUCGGACUCAUGAAAAAUUUUUGAAACAAACUCAAGAAAAACACAGUAUUGAAAUGAAAAAUAUGCAAACACAAAUUGACUUGCUCACUGAUAAACUUAAUGAGAAGUAUGUAAAUUAUUUCGUUAACAAGCUGCCUAUAAUGGAUUUGAAUACUCAAGAUCUAUCGGAAUCAUUGUACGUGAGUUUGGAGCAUAAAUUAGCGGAAGUAAGACGUGCACAUGAAACAUUAAUGGUUGAGAAAGGUGACACGAUGAAUCGUUUAUCGAAAGCUUUGGAAGAAAGUCAAGUUCAAUGUCGUAAUCUCAUGGCUACUAAUAAUGCUCAAGAGAUUAUGCAAUUGCAAAAUCGUGUUAAAAUUCUGACUGAAGAGAAAGAGGAAGUGCUGAAAACAGUUCAAGAAUUGAAACAUAAGUUAGACGUUGCUAAAAGUGAUGCCUUGCAAUAUGAUUCACUAUUGACGUCAACAAUGGAGGAAGAAUCAGAUUCUAUCAGGCAAAUGAAGCUUGGCGAGCUGCAUAAUAAAUCAAGAAACAAAUCGGGUGAAGAUAUAAUGAAUAAAUUAAGGGGUGAAUUACAGAGAUGUAUCGCUGGUCAAGCAAUAAAACGUAAGGAGAUAACACGACUGGAAAAUACAUUAUCACAAAAAGACAAAGAACUCGAAAAGGCUUGUGCGCGAGCUGAUUCUUGCCAGCAAGAGGCAGCACGUUAUGCCAAACGUGUUACUGAUCUUGAACAUGAACUUAAAUCUUUCAUCAGCGAUCGCUCAAUAAAAGUGACAAAUCAAAUUAGAAAGCUGACAGAAAAUUUAACAGAAGUGCGGGAACAGAAUGCGACGUUGAUGCAAGAAAAAACAAAAUUGCAAGAAAAGUUGGAGGAAACUUUGGCAAGUCAAGAGGAAACGAUUCGUAAAAUUCAACACGAGACUAUGGCGCAGCAAGAGAAAGAAAUGAUUGGAGAGUUCAACAAAGAGUACCUGGAAAUUCAUGACAAAGCUGUUGAACGUGCCCGUCAAGAGGCACACCUUGAAAUAGUGCAAUUAACCGUGCAAUUAGAGCAAACACAAAGAGAGCUUGAUCGCGUUAAAGAAUUGUACAUAGAAGUUUGUGGAACAAAAGAACAAUUGAUCAAUGAGCACAAAGAGGAAAUAAAAACGCUCAGAGAGACUUAUGCUAGUUUAGAAUCCCAAAAACAAGAAAUUGAUUAUGUUAAGCUAGAGCUUGAGGCACAAAUAAAAAUUACUCAGCGAUUAACUCAUGAAAGUAAGUCUUAUAAAAAGAAAAUAAUUGAAUUAGAGAAAGACUUGAGCUAUGAACGGAAAAAGAAGGUUGAGUAUACGCGAAAAAUUCACGAUGAAAUUGAACGAGCGAAAGAAGAAGCACUCGCGGAACUACGAAAUGCUCAUCCUGAACGACAAAUCAGCAUCUUGUUACCAGAUCAUUGCUCUGAACACUCAGAUAAAAUAUCCCAGCUAGAAUCGGACUGUAAACGUCUAGAAGAAAAGCUUUCGAGUGCCGUUGAAGAACAGCAAAAAAUGUCAGAAUUGCAGAAAGAUUUGGAUGGAGCAAAAAUAAAAAUCGCCCAGAUGGAAAUCGCUCAUGAAACGCUAAAACGAAAAUAUAGUAAUAUUGUUAAUGAGAAAAAUGAUUUAUUAGUAAAGUUAUCAAGACGCGAGCACCAACUAUCGGAUUCUAAACAUAAUAAUGAUAAUAAGGAGGCUAAUCAAGCAAGUAUAUCAGCUAAAAUAAAUUUAGAAAAUAAUACGUUGAAGAGCUUGUGUGAGAAUCUGAUGAAGGAUAAGAUUGGGUAUCAGACGAGGAUCAGUGAACUAGAAAACCAGUUGGUGGACUGCAAAAAUAAGAUAAUGUAUUAUGAAAACAACAUAAGUAGGUCACAUGAAAGCUUAUCGAAUACGCGUAAUGACUUGGAAAAAGAAUUGAAUCAGUACAAAGAACUGGUGAGAAAGCUCACUGAUCAAUUGAAUAACAGCAAAGACGGCCAUAGAGAAGAUAUGGAUGAGCAACGAGUCAAGCAAUUAGAGCUCGAACUUCAAGAAAAAGAAGCUCAACUUCAACGGCUCAAAGAUUUAGAAAAAAUAAAAGAAGAAAGGGAUAGUUUAAUUACAAAAUUAAAAAAUCAAGCUAAACAAUUUGAAGAAUAUGUUAAAAAUCAAAAACAAAUUUCUGCAGAAUUAAAUUUAUCACCACGUAGUACUUUAGAAACUAAUGAUCUUCAGAGGAUGCGUGAGAUGUCUAUAAAAACAGUACGCGAAGAGAUGGAACAAAAGGUUGCUGAAGAGCUCCGAAUGAUCGAAGAUCAGCAUCGCGUUAAGGAAAGAACUAUUGAAGAAAGAUAUAAAAAUAUUUUGUCGGAACUUAAUUUAAAGUAUGCGGAAAAGACGAAAGAGCUGGAAGCUAUGAAAGAAGUUAUGCUGACCGAAAAAAUAAAAUUACAAUCUUCUUUUAAAGCUCAAGAGCAAAUAGUAACUCAGAUGAUUGAGCAAAAAAUUACCGAGUACAAACAAGAACUAUUGGCGCGUAAAUUGACUAUUGAAAAUUUACAAGCACAGUUAAGGCAAAAAGAACUUGAUCAUGAAGAAGCUAAGAAUUCUAUGGCGCAAAUUAUGUCUACUUGGGCGGCAGAAAAUCAAGAAAUGAAAGACAAUAAAGCUAAAAUGCAAGAGGAAAUUAAUAAAUUAAAAGAAGCUGAAACAAAAUUCACUGACGAGAUCAAUAGAUUAAAGUUAAAAGAAAAAGAAAUGAAAAAUAGUAUUGACACGAUAAAACAUAAAUAUCAAUCAGCUAAAACCACUGCCCAAAAUUAUAAGGAGUAUGCGGAACAAAAAGAGAAAUUUUUAAUGGGAGAGUGUAAACGUAUUGAAGAUGGUUAUAAAAAAGCCAUAAAUCAAGUACAACAGAACGUAGAUGAAAUCGUUAGUACCCAAGAAUUACAGAUGAAAGAAAAACUAAAAGAACUUGAGAGUCAAUAUGAAGAAAAGUUGCGGCAGACGCGGCAUAAAAUCAAGUACAAAGAUAAACGUUGAGGUAUAUUAUAUUAAUUAUAGUUAUAAAUACUAUAGCUAUGCAAUACUAGAUCUGUUUCCAGUGACUGCCUUUUUUUUCUCUCGAUUCAGAAGAGGCUAGUUAUUUUUUAAUACAAAGCACUUUAUCGUACAAGAAUUAUCUAAUUAUUAUAAUUACUAUUAUUAUUAUUAUUAUUAUUAUUAUUAUUAUUAUUAUUAUUAUUAUUAUUAUUACACUAUUAUAACAAUAUAAUAAAUUUUAAAUAGUAGAAUAAUUGAGAACGAACAAAAAAAGCAUUCUAAAAUACUUUCGCAAGUUCAUGUUGCUUUAUUAAAAAUUGUAAUUCAUUAUCAAAAUCAAAGUAAUAUUUAAAAGAAACUUGUAUAUAGAAAAAAGUUACAAUUUUAUUAGAGUCGUUGAAUCGUUUUUAAUAUGUAUUGUAUUUUACAUGACAAAUUUUUAUAUUUGGCAAUGUGGUUGCUAUAAAAAUGACAAAUUUAUGGGAUCAAUGAAGAUAAAGUAUUUUUAGUUUAUCGCGACCACAUUUAAAAAUUUUUUAAGUAAUUUGUUCUUAUUAUAUUGUAAAAAUCAAUCGAUGCUUGCCAAACUUUAAAAACUUUUUUAUUCAUAUUAGUAAUAAUUUAUAUAAAUAAAUAUAAUUAUAGAUUUUUUAUGUGUGAACAUGACAUUAUGUAAUUUUAGUAGUAUUAAUAGACAUGAAAAUUAAAAAUAUCAAAAUUAAAUUUACUAAUAAACGAAAAAUAAAUUAACAAAUCAUAAAUGAUAAUGUACAGUAUUGCGCCAGAUGUAAUCUAAAAGAAAAAAAAUGAAUGAAUCUCUAUUUCCAAUUGUAACAAAAAGACAUUUUUACGCAGUAAUUAAAUAACAAAAAAUCAAUAUAUGAUAAAUAAAUAAAAUAAAAUAAUUGUAAGUGUAUAUCUUAAGGAUUAACAAUUGUAUAAAGUUAUAAUUAUUAAUUUUUUUUUAUUUUUCGAAAUAUAAUUU